Messenger RNA from Brienomyrus brachyistius, 5789 nucleotides. RefSeq names its product ankyrin repeat and fibronectin type-III domain-containing protein 1 (gene ankfn1b). The record is from RefSeq and is a predicted model, not a curated record. Gene Ontology annotation, biological process: regulation of establishment of bipolar cell polarity; signal transduction; establishment of mitotic spindle orientation. The transcript is spliced from 24 exons. Bases 323 to 4240 code for a protein of 1305 amino acids. Gene Ontology annotation, cellular component: spindle. NCBI's taxonomy places the organism in Eukaryota, Metazoa, Chordata, Actinopteri, Osteoglossiformes, Mormyridae. Gene Ontology annotation, molecular function: protein binding.
GAGCGGCUCCGCAGAGCGGGAUACUGCGCUUAUACUCCACAUGAAACCGCUUCAAGUUUACUUAUUUUCAUAGCUCGACCAUCGGUGUUGAAAGAAGAAGGGGCGACUGGGCUUCACGUGGUGCUUUUAUGAAUUGGGCUGGAGGGAUCGGCGGCUUCAACUCGCACAUUCCUCCAAAGGACCGCUGUGAAGUUACUGGGACGACCUCUUUGUGAAGACGGUAUCAACAUGGCUGUGCUGUGAAGGGUAAGGUCACUCUACAUCUCUCAGGGUCUUUGUCAAGUUGGGACCAGAAGAAGGGAAAGAAACCAAUGGAGCUAGAAUGGACGUUCUGAUAGGGUCCCUGGAGAGAAAGCUGCAGAGACCACUUCUGGCCAAGUCGCGUACACUUCCCAGCAUCCCCCAGUCCCCCACUGUCUCCAGAGUGCAGCAUUCAGACGUGCUUGGUGGCGGUCCUUGCAGCACACCACUCUUCAGCACCAGCCAUCCCAAGGCCUGUACGCUGCCCUCUGCAGGGGAGGUAUGGAGGCUGGAGGACGACCACGACAAGGCUGAGGGAGAGGCCCGUCCCCGCUCCCAGUCGCCUUUCUCCCACUUGCGCUCACGGGCGGCCUACCUGCGUAAAAGUCUCUCCGUUGAUGACCACCUGGGCAUGGUGGAAUUUGGGAGCCCAGCUCCGGAGGGCAAGAGCCAGCGUGGCAGCAAGGGGAAGCUCAAGAGGAAGUUUAGCCUGGGAUCUGCAGACAGGAAGGAGGCCCAGCAGAAGAAGCUGGAGUCUGGAAUCUCCAAGUUUACCCAGCGUCUUUCCCUAAAGGAUCGUCAUCUCAAGCCUGAGAAGACAGCCCCGGACAGGACGCUGCUGUACAGGAGGCGUUCUCUCAGUUUAGACUGGGCCCACGCUCCAAAGAUGACGCAGCAGAUGCGCGAGGCCAACGUGGCAGCAGGCAGGAAGCCCUCCAGCGUCUCGUCGCCAAGCGCCGCUCGCCGCCUGUACCGCAACCUCUCCGGCAAGUUCCGAGUGGGCCACCCCGGCGCCGAGGAUGGCACAGCGGCAGGCCGCGGUGACAAGGAGCGCCUGUGCAAGUCCGCCAUGUUUCAGAGCAAUGAGGCGCUGUUUGAAGCAGUGGAGCACCAGGACCUGGACCUGGUGCAGUUGCUGCUGUCCCAGUACAGCUUGGAGGAGCUGGACCUCAACACGCCCAACAGUGAGGGCCUGCUGCCACUGGAUAUCGCCAUCAUGACCAACAACGUGCCAAUGGCCAAGCUGCUGCUGCAGGCUGGGGCCAAGGAGAGCCCGCAUUUCGUGAGCCUGGAGGGCCGCGCUCUGCACCUGGCCACACUGCUGCGGGAGGCGGAGCAGAAAGUGGCCGAGUUGACGGUGCAGGUGGCCGGCGAGGGACCCGGGGAAGGCGAGGCCUCCGACCGCGAGAGGCAGCUCCAGGCCUGGGAGUGGAGGCAGCGGCUCUUCAAGCGCAUGAAGACGGGCUUCGAGCACGCAUGCCCCCCAGACACCCCCAGCAAUGUCCGGCUUUCAGUAUGCAGCAGCACAAGCCUUGGGGUGACCUUCCAGGAACCUCUCAGCGUCAAUUCAGCCAUUGUCACCAAAUACAAGGUGGGCUGGAGCUCGUCGCCCUCUCUGACCCCCCUCUUGGGAGAGACAGUUGUGGAGGACACCAAGGCCUUGCAGUGCUUCAUCACAGGACUCCUGACGGGGAAUCCCUACUACGUCCAGGUGUCUGCAUACAACAUGAAAGGAUGGGGUCCUGCCCAGAUGUCUGUCCCCGCCUGCGCAGUCCCAUCCAGCUGGCGAGAGGUCGACGGACGAGCACCACGCCAGAGAGGUCAGAAGGAGGCGCUGGACCAGCUGCUGGGCCAGAUAAAGGAAGCCCAUAGACACUGUGUUUGCCACGAGCAGUGCAAGGCCCCCCCACACGUGAGGAAGCACUCCGUCUCCAAAAGCUUACGACACCUUUUCCAGCCCACAAGCAAAUUUGUGAAAAACCUGAAACGAGGGCUGUACUUGACCGUAGUGUUCUACAGAGAUGACAGCAUCGUGGUCACUGCUGAGGACCAGAUCCCCAUUGUGGAGGUUGAAGAUUCCUACUCCAGUUUGCUGGUGCAGGACUUCCUGUGGUUCACCAAGCUGGCCUCCUUGUGGGAGGAGAUCCCCUGGCUGCAGCAGUGCCUGAGUCCCUCCCAGUCCUCCUGCUCCUGUGCUCUGCAGACUCGCCUCAAGAUGCUGCAGACGGUAUCCCAGCUCCAGGGCAUGCUGGGGACCCAGGACCUAGGCCAGGUAUACUUCGAGCCCAUCAAGGACAAGCAUGGCAAUGCUCUGCUGGUGACCCUGCGGGACCUGAGCUCGGGGCCCAGUCUGGACGGCAUGCGCUGGACGCAGCUCUGCAGGCUCCAGCUUCAGCGCAAAUCCAUCUCGUCCCCCGAAGAGCCUACAGCCCUGGACAUGCUGCUCAUCACGCUGCACGAGAAGCUGGCCUAUCACCGGAGGAGCAGGAAGCUGCUAUCGCCCGGCCUCUACCUGGGCUACCUGAAGCUUUGCAGCACGGUGGACCAGAUCCGGGUGCUGGUGCCUCAGAAGCUGCCCAACGUGCUGAGCCACGUCAAGGUCCGGGACAAUAGCAACGUGUCCAGAGAGGAGUGGCAGUGGUUCCAAGCGGUCAGAUGCCUGGAGGAGGCCCUGGAGAUGGACCAGGAUGUCCAGAGUGGUCCUCAUCAGUUUCUUCAGGACCUGCGGAGUGCUUGCAAAGAGCUCAUGUCUCACAUCAACAUCCCAGUCAGCCAGGCAUCAGAGUUCCGAAUCUACAGCCAGGAGGUGCUUGAGGUCGGUGAGAAGGUCUCCUUUCUCCUGCUGCUGCCCCCUUCAGAUGACGUGUGCACCGCCCCAGGGCAGAACAAUCCCUUCUCUCCCCGCACUGGCUUCCUUACCUUACCGCUUCAGAUAUUUGAGCUGGUCCACUUCGACACCUACCGGCCGAGCUUCAUUGGGCAGUACUGCCGGGUGUCGGCGCUGCUGGAGCUCGAGUCACUGAUGUCCCAGCAGACCCUGAGGGAGGCCUUCUCCGAAUCUGAGCUGCUGGAAGCCAAGCAGAAGCACCAGCAGGUCCAGGAGCACAUCCAGCAAAUGGAGGAGUUGUGGAGGGAAGCUCGCUGGAUCAUGGAUGCCCUGCAGUACGCCCGCUACAAGCAGCCCUCGGGGGGGAUAUCUCUGGCCUGGAUUAUUGAUUUCUCCCGGGACGUGGUUCCAGAGAAGCCCCGUUCCACGUCAUCCCAGCUGGACUACCUGCCCUCCCCCGUGCCAUCACCGGAGACUGGCCGCAAACUUAACUCCGAACUCCACGGGCUGUCGGAUGAGGAGGGCUCCUCGGAGGUCUUCCUGACGACGGACAGCGACUACGACUCCAGCCGCGCCCAGAGCCCCCGUGAGCUCGACCUGCUACCCUCCUCCCCACGCUCCUCGGCCGCCGAGCCACGGCCUUUCCCGCACGAGGGCUUUGGCGGGGGGGCCCUGAGGGGGUCCACGCCAGAUGUGCUGCAGGCCUCGGAGCCCGGGCCGCCGGAGCACGUGGAGCGGCGGCGUGCAGCCGAGCUCUUCGACAGUGACUUCAUCCUGCCAAGCCGGCAGAUUGAGCUGCUGCGCAUCACCGAGAAGAAGCAGGCCUUCUGUGUGCGUACCAGCAGCCUGGAGUUCCCCCCGGUGUCCGCCACCUCCCCUCCCACCGCGUCCCCCCAGCACCGACGGCACCAGCACUCCUCCGUGGACCGCUGCUGUCCCCCUGAGUGUCGCCCUCGGCCAGCCCCGACCCGCACGCUGUCAGAGGACAGCGGCUCACAGAGGAGCUCAGCACCUUCGCCAGGCGUCUGCAGGAAGCCGUGUCACAUCACCCUCCGUGUGUAUCCACAGUACCGCACCGGGCUGCCCAAAGAAACCAGCGUCAAGCUACGCGUGACCCCCCGCACCUCGGCCGGGGAGAUGGUACGCCUGGUGGUGCAGGAGAUGAAUGAGGUAUCGCGCCGGCUGCUGGGCUCCCCGGAGCGCUGCGUCUACCGCGACGAGCAGUUGGAGCACUUCGGCCUGGUGCUGCUGCUGGAGGACAGGGAGAAGUGGCUGCAGGACGACUUCCGGCCCCUGGAGUUGCAGAACCCCUGGCUACGUGGCAAGCUCUGCGUGCGUGUCAAGGAGUACUCGCCGCUGGCGCUGCAGUGUAGCCGUGCCACCACGGUGUGAGAGGGGGCGCCGACGAGCAGCAGGCUCGUACCACUAUGCCCAGGCCAGAGGGGGGUCCUCUCUAUGUGUUUAGUCAUUUCCACGCACACUGCACAGACAGAGUGACUGUAUAUCUGUCUUUUUGUACAUGCUGCUGUGAAAUGAAUCCACCCCCACCUCCCAAGGAUAUACUUUGUGAAGACCCUUUUAAUUUCGCCAAAUGGAAAAAUUAUCACUUUUUCUGUAAGACCUUGAAAACUUGAAAAGGGAAUGUGACAAUGUGUGAUAAUGUGACAGCAGCCUUCACAUGAAGUUAGGAAAGUGGUAUUCCUUCUGUUCUGCUAGAGAUAAUGCUUAAAUCAUUUCAAGAAGUGCUGGCAAGUGGAGAUCUCUUGAUGCAAGCUCCAAAACCUCCCCAGCAUGCCGCUGGGGCUGGUGUUGUUGUAGUAAACGCGCUGGUCGGCGGCUUGAAGGGGGGGUGAAGGAUCCAAGCGAGCCUCCCCUCCACGAUAGCCAGGAAGAUGUCAGGCGCGUCCCUUGCUCAUGUGUGAGGUAGUGAGGGGCCAUGAUGGAGGGCAAGACUCUAGGAAGAACUGAAAAGGGAAGCAGUGGUCUUCUAAGAGAUGUUCUCUUCUGCGUCAGAGCAGCUUGUGAACUUUGAGAAGUCUUCAGACAUUGACAGUGUCGUACGGUGCUGUGUUUGCAGCCCAGAGCUGCCCAGUGUUUUGUGUUUCACUCACCAGUGGUGUUCCAGUGGCACCAGUAUCAGACUUACUUCACUCUAGUUCCCGUCCUUCCCUCCCCCCACCGGAAUGGAAUGGCUAAGACUGGAAGAUCCACCUCUGAGUUGUACUGUUUUGUUUUCUUAACUUCCAGAAGAGUUGUGUUAACUUGUGUUGGUUUGGUAGGAGUUAUCGCACAAACUACUGAUGUUUAUUUGUAAUAGAUGAGUCUUGGUUUCUCUGGCAUAUUGUUUUUAUUAUUAUAAUAGCAGGAUUUAGUGUCAUCUCUUACUUAUGCUUAUACACUCACAGUAAUUGGAGACAUUUGCUGUUUUCCAUGGUUAGCAUGAAGUUAAGUCACAGGCCAAACGUAACAUCUUCACAUUAACAGCUAAGACUUUCAGCCGUUUACUUACAAAUACCCUCACAGGCUCAGAUGGAAGGCUUUGUCUUAGCUCGAGCUUGACUGGUAGAUACACUGGGCAAAUUCAUGAAGGAGACGUAAGGUCAUUUUUUAAAAAUCUAUUUUUAUUGAACAAUAAAUGAAUAUAACAAAAGGCUGCAGUCACUGUGAUGGUUUUUAUGGGACACAUCUUACAGGAAGCCUUACAUCUUACACAUUCUUAUUUUUAGCAGUGUCAGAAAUAUCCGGAAUUCUUGUGUUUCUUUUGACACUUCCUGUGCCGGAGACGGAUCCCAGAGUCCUACUGUGACUCGCUUGCAGCCCACGGGGCUCAGUCACCUAACGACGCUUCGUGUUUCAUAUAUUAAUGUGCCUCUGCAUCGUCUCCCUGUUUCAGUUACAGAGUGAUAAAUGCGUGUCUGGCCAGCGUGACUCUUUACUAGCU